This is a messenger RNA of Xyrichtys novacula (pearly razorfish), 20594 nucleotides long. The record is from the annotation of a GenBank genome assembly. Lineage: Eukaryota; Metazoa; Chordata; Actinopteri; Labriformes; Labridae.
AUGGCGUGUGCAUCACAGUCUGCCUUAAAUUAUCUUAAGUCUGCCAGGCGCCACCUGGUGGGAGGAUUAAAGAAUCUCUCAGUGAUUGUGGAGAACUUGCAUCAGCAAAAGGUUUUCACUGAUGAAGAAGUCUGUAAGAUACAGACAGAGAAAGAUGACUGGGAUAAAACCAGGGCAAUACUGGACUCAGUCACAAAGAAAGGGGAAGCAGCCUGUGAAGUGUUACUCAGGAUUAUCGACAUGACAAGGAUGAGGAGUUUAGAGAGGAUAUCUCCUUUCCCUGAGGAGACAACUGAAUCCUCUACCGAGCCCAAACAGUUUGACCUGAACCACUGGAUCAGCUGCUUUCCUUUCGAAGAAGAUACACAGAUGUAUGGAGGCUGUUUACAAGGUAUCCUUGAACUACAUUCUGAUCAGUAUUGACUAAAGUCUUUACUCUAUGUGACGACGUUAACGUGUCAGUGCACAAAUGGAGGAUAAAGUUACAUCACUUUAUUGGGUAUUUAUUCUCUCACUGUUGUUUCUGUUGUAGGUCCAAGACCAUGCCACAUGUAUCAGGAGAAGUUAAUGGAAAGAGUGCAAAAAAAGGUUAAGGAAUUUUGGAUGAGAAACGAAAAACUGCUCUGCGUGAACCACAAGUCUGAUCUAUCAUACAGUCCGCUGGUCUUGAACACACAAGGAAGUGGAUCACCAUCCAAAAUAAAGAAAUUUAAGAUCAAGAAAAGCAAGAUGAGCCGCCCUAAAAAGCUCAGAAUGUACAUACCUGAAGACGAAUCCAAAGUAUCUCCAAGUGACCUGCUGAAAACAAACAAAAACAUCCUCUUGGUUGGUAAGCCUGGAAUUGGAAAGACAGCUCUCUGUCAUGAAAUCCUGAAGCUCUGGGUAGAAAAGAAGAGUGAGAAGCUGGAUUAUAUGUUUUACUUUGACAUGAGAGAAAGAUCCCACGUCACAGGUGUGAUGAGCUUAGAGGAACUCCUUUUCAGUGUGUACUGUGAACCAGAUGAUGGCAAAGACAAGGUGCUGCAGGACAUAAAGCAGUACUCAGACAACGUGACCGUAAUUUUCGAUGGAAUCACAGAUCUCACCUGUUCGGUGGUCAAACAUAUUGUUGAGAAGGACCUCCCUAACGCUAAAGUCAUCAUCACCUGCAGACCAGAUGAUGAGGAAGAUUUCUUCUAUGGAGACUUUCUCAGAGUUGAAGUGAAAGGCUUUAGUGAACAGACCAUCAAAUUAUACCUCUUACCAAUUCUUGGCGAGGAACACAAGAAGAUUAUGUGUGACUUGGAGUUGUUGACUCUUUGUCAUGUCCCAGUGUACGCACUGAUGGUGGCUGCCUGUCUUUUAUCUAAGACACCUGAAGACUUGCCACAGCCGCACAGCAAAACUGAAAUAAAUAUCAACAUUGUCCGUUUUUGCCUUCAAGUGAGCAGCAGUAAAACAAAAAAGUACCUCAACUCCUUCAUCCAAGAGAAGAAAAUGGAAAUCCUGUCUUUGGCUGAGCUUGCUUUUCAUGCAACUGAAAGAAAAACUGUGAGCUUGACGAACCUUCACUGCGAAGACCGCUGUGUCCUUUCCUUUCUGAAACCUCUUGUUGUCCAAGUGGCUCCCACUGAAACAAAAACAACACAUGCAUUUCUCCAUUACACAGUGCAGGAGUUUUUUGCAGCUUUGUGGCUCUUGAAGAACCCUAAUGAAAUCAAGGGUGUUUUACAGCAAUGCCUCAAAGAGGAGCAGCAACACAUGAAACACCUGAUCCCUUUCAUGUGUAGACUGCUGACUGAGAAGAGCCCCAGCUUGAUGGAGCACCUGAUUCCUGCUCAGGAGUUAAAAAAUACAUCAAACUGGUUCUUCAAGGCAUUGAUAGACAGCGGGUUUGAUGACGACAUACGAUUCUUGUGUGAGUGCUUGUACGAGUCGCAUUGUCCUGAAGCAGGCGUCUACUUGCUAAAAAGACUGAACUACCAUCUUGAUCUCAGUGGUGAGAGUUUGGAUCCCUAUCUUUGCUGCGCUGUGGCCAAUGUGGUUGCUCUGUCGAGGGAGAGGAAAGUGAGCCUGGACCUUGAGGGUGUUUCUGUGUCAGAACAAGGAGUGAGAAGACUGCUUGGCUGCCUUGAUAAUGUCCAAUGGUAUGGGUUUAACAUGUCACGAUGCUGCUCAGUUUAAAACAUACAGAGGAAGGUAAAAUGAAAUGAGCCAUGACUGUACUGAGCAUAAAAAUGUAGAUGUUAAAAUGUGAUGAAAAUUGAAUCAGCUCUUUUUUUCCUCCUCUAUGUUCCCAUCACUAAUUAUUCUUUGAAUCACAGGAGCGACCCUCUGCCACAACAGCUGUGGGAGAUCAUCCUUCUCAGCGAGGAGCAGCUUGAAAGCGUCACUUUGCUCAGCUGUGAUGGACAUCAGUUGCACCUUCCACUUCAGGGUAAAAGACAACUUUUUGAAAGAGCAGUGAGUGUCAUACAGAAGAACCCAAUGAAAGUGAAUGUUUGCCUUCACUGGGACAGUGGAGAAACUGCUGUCAGCCGAAAUCUAAGCAAGUCUCUCCUUGAGGCUCUGCACUACAUAAAAUCGCUCAGGUAUGCAGCCUGAAACUGAAAAGUGUAAUUAAAAAAGACAAUUACUAAAAGUGACAUAAGAAAUCAGAUAGUUUUACAGUCAAUAAGUACAAAAUUCUGUGUUUUUUUUUCCAUAAAGCUUCAGCAUUAACAACAUGGGUCCAGGGCAACAGGAAAAGGAGCAAAGCCAUGAGAUGUGGGAGAAGGAAAAAAUGAAGCUGUUACUGGAUUUAUGCCGGAAAGCAGCACUUUACAGAGAACUGAGCUUUCAUAGUAUUGUGAAUCGGCUGAUCUCAUUGUUUUCUGUUGACAAUGUGCAUCAUCUUCUCCUUGAUUUUCAUCAGCAUGUCAAGAGCACAAAGUGUUUCAGUGUCAUUCCAAAACUGAAGGCACUUUAUGAGUCAGCUCCUUCAGUCUGGUCCAUAGACCUCUCUAAGAGAAAAACCUCCAUCCUCCUGGAAGUGCUGAAACUCCAAACUGAGAGGAAACACGUGAAACUGAAAGGUUAUCCAGAUGAGAGUGAAGUGAAGAUUUUCCUUCAGUGUCUGCCUCACAUCUCCGACCUCAGGUAAAUGAAAUUUUUCUGACACAUCAGUGUUCACCUGUUGGGAUGUCCAAUGGUUUAUCUAAAUAAUGUUUUAGAUAUUGAGGUAAAUGUUUUCAUUUCAUCUCUCUGCUGAUUCAUGGUCUGUAUUCCAGUAUAUCAAACAGUAUUUUCUGUGAAGGUGAGCGUACACCUCUGAAGAUUGACUUUAAUCAUCAACAUUUGAUAAAGUCUAAAAAAACUUUACAUCUGUUGACUUGAAUGUUUGUAAAUUUAAGACUAAAAACUGAUGAAUUCAACUGUGUUCUGUUCAAAUAAAGUUUUUCUCCUUUUUGAGAUUUUGUACACUUCACCAGUUACUCAUGUCUCUCAUUUUGCUGUUGGCAUUACAUGAUCACAAACCUUUCCUCUUUUUUUAUAGUUUCCCUGACCAAGUUGAAGGUGGAGUCAAGUUCUGCAGAGAUCUGUUCUGUGCAGCAGCAAAAAGUGAUCAAUGGACAGGAGGGAACACAGUGGAGCUGUUAUUAUCAGUGUGCAGAUAUGAGACUUUCCCCCAUUAUGACACAGGCGAUUCUGAUGAUGUUCAGUUCAGCGAUGAUUCACUGCUGGAUCUGUACUCCUCAAUUAAGACCUAUGAGAACAAAACAGGCUUGAGUGUCCUCCCUUCAGUUCAGUCUGUUUUCCAGUCAACUUCUUCAGUCUGGUCCUUAGACCUCUCAAAGAGAAAGACCUCCAUCCUCCUGGAAGUGCUGAAACUCCAAACUGAGAAGAAACAUAUCGAGCUGUGGUGGUGUUCAGAAGAAGAAGAUGAAGUGAUGGGUUUCCUUCAUUGUCUGCCCUAUAUCUCACAGCUCAGGUAAAUAAAUCUACUUCCUUAUAUUUUCUUUUGUAAAGAUCAUUUUCAGACUGAAGCAGCUCGUUUUGAUCCAGUUUAUCCGUCUUUGUGUUAAACAUUUGAUCAAAUAUCUCAGAAGUUUUUUCAGACAGUUUAUAAUCUGCUGCAGAGGUUUGAAUAAAUGUUGACUCCAAAAAACAACCAAGAUAAUUAGUCACUUUUAGUAAAUCUACUUUUACUUUUAGUAAAUCUACCUAAACAUUUCCUAACAGUUGAACUGCUUUCAGCUGGCCCACAGGUAUUUGUAAGUUUGGAGCAGAUUAACCUUCAUGACAUAUUACUACUUUUCCUCCUCAUCAUCAUGUCAUGCUGAACUUUUGUCACUUUUUUGUCAGUAUCUAUGAACUUUUGUUUGUUUUUGAUCGUCUUUGAUUCAUAGAAAUCUGAAUAUCAUUUAACAGGACCUGUCUAUUUUUCUGCUGUGAGCAUGAAUCCUAACAAAGUUUUACCACUUCAGUUUCAGUUUCUGGUCUGGAGAUGACGUCAAGUUCUGUGGGAGUCUGUUCUGUGCAGCAGCAAAUGAGGAGAAACAACUGGAGAUGUUAUUGUCAGUGUGCAGAUAUGAGACAUUCCCCUUUCAUGCAUAUGACUCGACACUCUACCCGGUUGGUUUCCUGCUGGAUCUGUACUCCUACAUUACAAAGUCAUCAACCUACAAAGGAUUAAGUGUCCUCCCUUUAGUUCAGUCUUUUUUCCAGUCAACUCCUUCAGUCUGGUACAUAGACCUCUCAGAGAGAAAGCCCUCUAUCCUCCUGGAAGUGCUGAAACUCCAAACUGAGAAGAAACAUGUGGAGCUAAAAGGUUAUCCUAAUAAGAUAAGUGAAGUGAAGAUUUUCCUCCUGUGUCUACCCCACAUCUCCGACCUCAGGUAAAAGAAGUUUUUCUAAUUUUUGAGAUUUUAUACACUUCACCAGUUACUCAUGUCUCUCAUUUUGCUGUUGGCAUUACAUGAUCACAAACCUUCCCCCUUUUUUUAUAGUUUUCCUGACCAAGUUAAAGGUGGAGUCAAGUUCUGCAGAGUUCUGUUCUGUGCAGCAACAGAGAGUGAUCAAGAGACAGGAGGGAACACAGUGGAGAUGUUGUUAUCAGUGUGCAGAUAUGUGACUUUCCCCCACCAUGACACAGACAAUUCUGAUGAUUUUCAGUUCAGCGAUGAUUCACUGCUGGAUCUGUACUCCUCAAUUAAGACCUAUGAGGACAAAACAGGAUUGAAUUUCCUCUCUUUAGUUCAGUCUGUUUUCCAGUCAACUCCUUCAGUCUGGUCCAUAGACCUCUCAGAGAGAAAGACCUCCAUCCUCCUGGAAGUGCUGAAACUCCAAACUGAGAGGAAACAUGUGGAGCUGAAAGAUUAUCCAGAUGAUGAAAGUGAAGUGAAGAUUUUCCUUCAGUGUCUGCCUCACAUUUCUGACCUCAGGUAAAAGAAGUUUCUCCCACACAUCAGUUUUCACCUGUUAGCCUGUUCACCUGUGUUUAAAUCAGCUUACUGUUUGAUUGAAAGUUAAAAUAAUGAAGAGUAAUUAUCCAGAGAGUGCAUGAGAGGUUUAUUAGUAACAGCUAAAUAUAAAACUAGACCCCAAAUAAAUACUAUCAGACAAUGACACAGUUCUCAGUCUGAGCAAUAACAACAAUUAUUCCAAACUCAUCAUUAUUAUCACCUUUGUCUGUUUAUUCAACAUUGUUUUCUUCAUGUUAUUAAUACAAUCUCAGCAGUUAAUGCUCAUGAGCAAACAUAACUACUCAUAUGUUAAAUAGAUGGUUUUUAAUUCUUGGUUUGUUCCUUUUUUUCUAAAUAUUUUGUAAUAAUCAUGUUUUAAACAUCACUGACAGACACCAUUUUUACUUCAUGUCUUUUUUUAUCAUCUUUUAAUGAAAACACUUUUUAAAAAGUUGUGUUCUGGAUCUUUUACCAUCAUACAAACUCUUUGUACAAAAGCAAUGGUGUCAUUGAGUUCAUGGGUAUUUAAUAAUCUGACUGAUGUUUUAGAUAUUUGGGUAAAGGUUUUCAUUUAAUCUCUUUGAUGAUUCAUGAUCUGUAUCCUAGUAUAUCAAACAGUGUUUUUAUGUAAAGGUGAGCGUACACCUCUGAAGAUUGACUUUAGUCAUCAACAUCUGAUGAAGGCUACAAAUCUCUACAUCUGUUGACUUGAAUGUUCAGAUAUUUAGGACUAAAAACUGAUGAAUUCAACUGUGUUCUGUUCAAAUGAAGUUUUUCUCCUUUUAGAGAUUUUAUACACUUCACCAGUUACUCAUGUCUCUCAUUUUGCUGUUGGCCUUACAUGAUCACAAACCUUUCCCCUUUUUUCUAUAGUUUCCCUGACCGAGUUGAAGGUGGAGUCAAGUUCUGCAGAGAUCUGUUCUGUGCAGCAGCAAAGAGUGAUCAAGAGACAGGAGGGAACACAGUGGAUCUGUUAUUGUCAGUGUGCAGAUAUGAGACUUUCCCCCGUGAUGACACAGACAAUUCUGAUGAUUUUCAGUUCAGAGAUGAUUCACUGCUGGAUCUGUGCUCCUCAAUUAAGACCUAUGAGAAGAAAACAGGCUUGAUUGUCCUCCCUUCAGUUCAGUCUGUUUUCCAGUCAACUCCUUCAGUCUGGUUCGUAGACUUUUCAGAGAGAAAGACCUCCAUCCUCCUGGAAGUGCUGAAACUCCAAACUAAGGAGAAACAUGUGAAGCUGAAAGAUUAUCCAUAUUAUGAAAGUGAAGUGAAGAUUUUCCUCCAGUGUCUGCCUCACAUUUCUGACCUCAGGUAAAAGAAGUUUCUCCCACACAUCAGUGUUCACCUGUCAGGCUGUUUACCUUUGUUUAAAUCAGCUGACUGUUUGACUGAGGGUAAAAAUAAUGAAGAGUAAUUAUCCAGAGAGUGCAUGAGCGGUUGUGUAGCUCAAUUGAAGUUGACUCAUUUGGACAAAGGAAAAGUUCGUUUACUUGUAUAAAUUUCUGAAGGACCACUAUAUCAUGUUAUAACAUUUGUAAAAAAUCAAAAAUGCUAAAAACUUUGUAUCCAGAGUUUCAGCCUCUGAAACAAACUGAGGAUUUAUUAUCAGUCGCAGGAUUUCUUCGAGUAAGUAAAUGAACUGUCACUGAAUUAAACGUUGGAAACCUCUUUUUGUCUGAUGGAGGAACGAGUAAUUCAGCUCAUGAGAUUUGUAAGCCUCUUUGAAACACAUCUGCUGUAAACCAUCAUCAAACUGAGGUAUUUGUUUCAUGAGGGGGACAUGUUUGAUGCAGCUUUUCUAUAAAAAGAAGAAACAGAUAACAAACUAGUCACCAUAAAAGAGCUAAUUAUGAAACUAGACCUCAAAUAAAUACUAUCAAUCAAUGACACAGUUCUCAGUCUGCACAAUAACAACAAUGAUUCCAAACUCAUCAUUAUUAUCACCUUUGUCUGUUUAUUCAACAUUGUUUUCUCAUUUUGUUUUGGUAAAGGUUUUCAUUUAAUCUCUUUGAUGAUUCAUGAUCUGUAUCCUAGUAUAUCAAACAGUGUUUUUAUGUUAAGGUGAGCGUACACCUCUGAAGAUUGACUUUAGUCAUCAACAUCUGAUGAAGGCUACAAAAACUUUACAUCUGUUGACUUGAAUGUUCAGAAAUUUAGGACUAAAAACUGAUGAAUUCAACUGUGUUCUGCUCAAAUGAAGUUUUUCUCCUUUUUGAGACUUUGUACACUUCACCAGUUACCCAUGUCUCUCAUUUUGCUGUUGGCCUUACAUGAUCACAAACCUUUCCUCUUUUUUUAUAGUUUUCCUGACCGACUUGAAGAUGGAGUCAAGUUCUGUAGAGAUCUGUUCUGUGCAGCAGCAAAAAGUGAUCGAGAGACAGGAGGGAACACAGUGGAGCUGUUAUUAUCAGUGUGCAGAUAUGAGACUUUCCCCCGUCAUGACACAGACAAUAAUGAUUUUAUCAUCAAUGAGUCACUGCUGGAUCUGUACUCCUCAAUUAAGACCUAUGAGAACAAAACAGGCUUGAGUUUCCUCCCUUCAGUUCAGUCUGUUUUCCAGUCAACUCCUUCAGUCUGGUCCAUAGACCUCUCAGAGAGAAAGACCUCCAUCCUCCUGGAAGUGCUGAAACUCCAAACUGAGAGGAAACAUAUAAAGCUGUGCAGGUGUUCAGCAGAAGAAGAUGAAGUGAUCGGUUUCCUUCAUUGUCUGCCCUAUAUCUCACAGCUCAGGUAAAUAAAUCUACUUCCUCAUAUUUUCUUUUGUGAAGAUGAUUAUCAGACUGAAGCUGCUCGCUUAGAUCCAGUUCAUCCUUCUUUGUGUGAAACAAUCAUCAAAUAUUUAAGGAGUUGUUUCAGCCAGUUUAUGAACUGCUGCAGAGGUUUGAGUUAUUAUUGACUCCAAAAAACAACCAAGUUGAUUAGUCACUUUUAGUAAAUCUGCCUAAAUGAAAAAACCAACAUUUCCCAACAGUUGAACUGUGUUCAGCUGGCCCACAGAUAUUUGUAAGUUUGGAGCAGAUUAACCAUCAUGACAUAUUACUACUUUUCCUCCUCAUCAUCAUGUCCUGACAAACUUUUGUCACUUUUUUGUCAGUCUCUUUGAACUUUUGUUUGUUUUUGAUUGUCUUUGAUUCAUAGAAAUCUGAAUAUCACUUAACAGGACCUGUCUAUUUUUCUGCUGUGAGCAUGAAUCCUUACAGAGUUUUACAACUUCAGUUUCAGAAAAAAUGACUGGUCUGAAGAUACAGUCAGGUUCUGUGGGAGUCUGUUCUGUGCAGCAGCAAAUGAGGAGGACCAACUGGAGAUGUUAUUGUCAGUGUGCAGAUAUGAGACAUUCCCUUGUGCUGACUUUGCGGAUAUUCGAGAAAUUAAGGACAACCAGUGUGAUUUCCUGCUGGAUCUAUACUCCUACAUUAAGGAGUCCAUAACCUACAAAGGCUUGAGUUUCCUCCCUUCAGUUCAGUCUUUUUUUCGGUCAACUCCUUCAGUCUGGUCCAUAGACCUCUCAAAGACAAAGACCUCCAUCCUCCUGGAAGUGCUGAAACUCCAAACUGAGAAGAAACAUGUGAAGCUGAAAGAUUAUCCAUAUUAUGAAAGUGAAGUGAAGAUUUUCCUUCAGUGUCUUCCUCGCAUCUCUGACCUCAGGUAAAUGAAGUUUCUCCCACACAUCAGUGUUCACCUGUCAGGCUGUUUACCUUUGUUUAAAUCAGCUGACUGUUUGACUGAGGGUUAAAAUAAUGAAGAGUAAUUAUCCGGAGCGUGCAUGAGCGGUUCUUUAGCUACAGUUAGAAAUAAAACUAGACCUCAAACAAAUACUUUUAAACAAUGACACUGUUCUGGAUCUUUAACCAUCAUACAAACUCUUUGUACUAAAGCAAUGGUGUCAUUGAGUUCAUGGGUGUUUAAUAAUCUGAUUUAUGUUUUAGAUAUUUGGGUAAAGGUUUUCAUUUCAUCUCUCUGCUGGUUCAUGAUCUGUAUCCUAGUAUAUCAAACAGUGUUUUUAUGUGAAGGUGAGCGUACACCUCUGAAGAUUGACUUUAAUCAUCAACAUUCGAUAAAGGCUACAAAAACACGACAUCUGUUGACCUGAAUGUUUGAAAAUUUAAGACAAAAAACUGAUGAAUUCAACUGUGCUCUGUUCAAAUAAAGUUUUUCUUCUUUUGAGAUUUUAUACACUUCACCACUUACUCAUGUCUCUCAUUUUGCUGUUGGCCUUACAUGAUCACAAACCUUUCCUCUUUUUUUAUAGUUUUCCUGACCGACUUGAAGGUGGAGUCAAAUUCUGCAGAGAUCUGUUCUGUGCAGCAGCAAAGAGUGAGCGAGAGACAGGAAGGAAAAAACUGGAGCUGUUAUUUUCGGUGUGCAGAUAUGAGACUUUCCCCCUUCAUGACACAGACAAUUCUGGUGAUUUUAUCAUCAAUGAUUCACUGCUAGAUCUGUACUCCUCAAUUAAGACCUAUGAGAAGAAAACAGGCUUGAGUGUCCUCCCUUCAGUUCAGUCUGUUUUUCAGUCAACUCCUUCAGUCUGGUCCAUAGACCUCUCAAAGACAAAGACCUCCAUCCUCCUUGAAGUUCUGAAACUCCAAACUGAGAAGAAAGAUAUCGUGCUGUGGAGGUGUUCAGAAGAAGAAGAUGAAGUGAUGGGUUUCCUUCAUUGUCUGCCCUAUAUCUCACAGCUCAGGUAAAUGAAUCUACUUCCUUAUAUUUUCUUUUGCAAAGAUCAUUAUCAGACUGAAGCAGCUCGUUUUGAUCCAGUUUAUCCGUCUUUGUGUGAAAGAUCUAAUCAAAUAUAAAAGAUAGUUUUUUUCAGACAGUCUAUAAACUGCUGCAGAGGUUUGAGUUAUUGUUGACUCCAAAAAACAACCAAGAUAAUUAGUCACUUUUAGUAAACUGCCUAAAUGAAAAACCAACAUUUCCCAACAGUUGAACUAUGUUCACUUUGGAGCAGAUUAACCAUCAUGACAUAUUACUACUUUUCCUCCUCAUCAUCAUGUCCUGACAUACUUUUGUCACUUUUUUGUCAGUCUCUUUGAAUUUUUGUUUGUUUUUGAUCGUGUUUGAUUCAUAGAAAUCUGAAUAUCACUUAACAGGACCUGUCUAUCUUUCUGCUGUGAGCACGAAUCCUAACAAAGUUUUACCACUUCAGUUUCAGUUUUGAUGACUGGUCUAGAGAUGGAGUCAAGUUCUGUGGGAGUUUGUUCUGUGCAGCAGCAAGUGAGGAGGACCAACUGGAGAUGUUAUUGUCAGUGUGCAGAUAUGAGACAUUCCCUUGUGUUGACUUUGAGGAUAUUGAAGAUAUUGAGGACAACCAGUGUGAUUUCCUGCUGGAUCUAUACUCCUACAUUAAGAAGUCCAUAACCUACAAAGGCUUGAGUGUCCUCCCUUCAGUUCAGUCUUUUUUCCAGUCAGCUGCUUCAGUCUGGUCCAUAGACCUCUCAAAGACAAAGACCUCCAUCCUCCUGGAAGUGCUGAAACUCCAAACUGAGAGGAAACAUGUGAAGCUGAAAGAUUAUCCAUAUGAUGAGAGUGAAGUGAAGAUUUUCCUCCAGUGUCUGCCUCACAUCUCUGACCUCAGGUAAAAGAAGUUUCUCCCACACAUCAGUGUUCACCUGUCAGGCUGUUUACCUUUGUUUAAAUCAGCUGACUGUUUGACUGAGGGUUAAAAUAAUGAAGAGUAAUUAUCCAGAGAGUGCAUGAGCGGUUGUGUAGCUCAAUUGAAGUUGACUCAUUUGGACAAAGGAAAAGUUUGUUUACUUGUAUAAAUUUUCUGAAGGACCACUAUAUCAUGUUAUAACAUUUGUAAAAAAUCAAAAAUGCUACAAACUUUGUGUCCAGAGUUUCAGCCUCUGAAGCAAACUGAGGAUUUAUUAUCAGUCACAGGAUUUCUUCGAGUUAGUAGAUGAACAGCCACUAACCUCUGAUUGAGGAACGAGCAAUUCAGCUCAUGAGAUUUGUAAGCCUCUUUGAAACACAUCUGCUGUAAACCAUCAUCAAACUGAGGUAUUUGUUUCAUGAGGGGGACAUGUUUGAUGCAGCUUUUCUAUAAAAAGAAGAAACAGAUAACAAACUAGUCACCAUAAAAGAGCUAAUUAUGAAACUAGACCUCAAAUAAAUACUGUCAAACAAUGACACAGUUCUCAGUCUGUGCAACAACAACAAUGAUUCCAAACUCAUCAUUAUUAUCACCUUUGUCUGUUUAUUUAACAUUGUUUUCUUCAUGUUAUUAAUACAAUCUCAGCAGUUAAUGCUCAUGAGCAAACAUAACUGCUCAUAUGUUAAAUAGAUAGUUUUUAAUUCUUGGUUUGUUCCUUUUUGUUCUAAAUAUUUUGUAAUAAUCGUGUUUUAAACAUCAGCGUCAGACACCAUUUUUACUUCUUGUCUUUUUUUUAUCAUCUUUUAAUGAAAACACUUUUUAAAAAGUUGUGUUCUGGAUCUUUUACCAUCAUACAAACUCUUUGUACAAAAGCAAUGGUGUCAUUGAGUUCAUGGGUGUUUAAUAAUCUGAUUUAUGUUUUAGAUAUUUGGUUAAAGGUUUUCAUUUAAUCUCUCUGCUGGUUCAUGGUCUGUAUCCUAGUAUAUCAAACAGUGUUUUUCUGUAAAGGUGAGCGUACACCUCUGAAGAUUGGCUUUAGUCAUCAACAUUUGAUAAAGGCUACAAAAACUUUACAUCUGUUGACUUGAAUGUUUGAAAAUUUAGGACUAAAAACUGAUGAAUUCAACUGUGUUCUGUUCAAAUAAAGUUUUUCUCCUUUUUGAGAUUUUGUACACUUCACCAGUUACUCAUAUCUCUCAUUUUGCUGUUGGCAUUACAUGAUCACAAACUUUUCCCCUGUUUUUUUUUUUCAGUUUUUCUGAGGAACUUGAAGGUGGAGUCAAGUUCUGCAGAGAUCUGUUCUGUGCAGCAGCAAAGAGUGAUCAAGAGACAGGAGGGAACACAGUGGAGCUGUUAUUGUCAGUGUGCAGAUUUGAGACUUUCCCCCUUCAUGACACAGACAAUUCUGAUGAUUUUCAGUUCUGGGAUGAUUCACUGCUGGAUCUGUUCUCCUCAAUUAAGACCUAUGAGAAGAAAACAGGCUGGAGUGUCCUCCCUUCAGUUCAAUCUGUUUUCCAGUCAACUCAUUCAUUCUGGAUCAUAGACCUCUCAAAGACAAAGACCUCCAUCCUCCUGGAAGUGCUGAUACUCCAAACUGAGGAGAAAGAUAUCGAGCUGUGGAGCUGUUCAGAAGAAGAAGAUGAAGUGAUGGGUUUCCUUCAGUGUCUGCCCUAUAUCUCACAGCUCAGGUAAAUAAAUCUACUUCCUCAUAUUUUCAUUUGUAAAGAUGAUUAUCAGACUGAAGCAGCUCAUUUUGAUCCAGUUUAUCCGUCUUUGUGUUAAACAUUUGAUCAAAUAUAAAAGAUAGAAGUUUUUUCAGCCAGUUUAUAAUCUGCUGCAGAGGUUUGAGUUAUUGUUGACUCCAAAAAACAACCAAGAUAAUUUGUCAUUUUGAAUAAAUCUUUAUAAAUGAAUGAAUCAACAUUUCCUAACCACCAAAUCAGUUUAUUUAUUAAGGAAAAGGAGACUACUUUGAAGCAGCUAACAUGGUGACAAAUAAAUCACAUGAAAGAGCUCAAAUACUAAAAUCAAUGACUGUUAUUGAUAAAUGAUUUAAAAAUCUGUUUUUAAUUAGUUGAAACUUGAGUCAGUUAAUAAACAGAAGCUUGAACUCGAUGAAGUUGAGUUAGUUGAAUAAAAUGUAGAAAGAUCAAAGUUGAACUCCAGUCCUCAUGGUGUGAGAUGAUUGAUUCUUUGGUUGAUUGGUGAAGGUUUGCUUUUGGUCAUCCUGCUGGUUGGUGAACUUUAUCCCAGUAAAUCAAACAGUCUCUCUUUUUUUUUGUAUUCAAAGUGGAGGAAACACCUUUGUAGACAGAAUCCAGCCCUCAGGCUUUUUGUUGAGAGUUUCAUAUGUGACAGUUUGAUCAAAAUGAUCAGAAUCUUCCUCUAUUCAAAGUAACUUUUUUUUUUAUUAUAUCAGUUUAACUGUGUUCAGCUGGCCCACAGAUAUUUGUAAGUUUGGAGCAGAUUAACCAUCAUGACAUAUUACUACUUUUCCUCCUCUUCAUCAUGUCAUGAUGAACUUUUGUUUGUUUUUGAUUGUCUUUGAUUCAUAGAAAUCUGAAUACCACUUGGCGGAACCUGUCUAUUUUUCUGCUGUAAACAUGAAUCCUGACAUAGUUUUACCACUUCAGUUUCAGUUUUGAUGACUGGUCUGGAGAUGACGUCAAGUUCUGUGGGAGUCUGUUCUGUGCAGCAGCAAAUGAGGAGGGACAACUGGAGCUGUUAUUGUCAGUGUGCAGAUAUAAGACAUUCCCUUGUGUUGACUUUGCGGAUAUUAAAGAUAUUGAGGACAAUCAGUGUAAUUUCCUGCUGGAUCUAUACUCCUACAUUAAGAAGUCCACAACCUACAAAGGCUUGAGAUUCCUCCCUUCAGUUCAGUCUGUUUUCCAGUCAACACUUUCAGUGUGGUCCGUAGACCUCUCAGAGAGAAAGACCGCCAUCCUCCUGGAAGUGCUGAUACUCCAAACUGAGAAGAAACAUGUGAAGCUGCACGGCUGUUUAGCAGAAGAAGAUGAAGUGAUCGGUUUCCUUCAUUGUCUGCCCUAUAUCUCACAGCUCAGGUAAAUAAAUCUACUUCCUCAUAUUUUCUUUUGCAAAGAUCAUUAUCAGACUGAAGCAGCUUGUUGUGAUCCAAUUCAUCCUUCUUUGUGUGAAACAAUCAUCAAAUAUUUAAGGAGUUGUUUCAGCCAGUUUAUAAACUGCUGCAGAGGUUUGAGUUGUUGUUGACUCCAUAAAAACAACCAAGAUGAUUAGUCACUUUGAAUUAACCUGCCUAAAUGAAAGAACCAACAUUUUCUAACGUGGAGGAAACACCUUUGUAGACAGAAUCCAGUCCUCAGGCUUUUUGCUGAGAGUUUCAUUUGUGACAGUUUGAUCAAAGUGAUCUGGAUCUUCUUCCAUCCAAACGAGUAACUUCAGUUUUUCAUUAUAUCAGUUUAACUGUGUUCAGCUGGCCCACAGAUAUUUGUAAGUUUGGAGCAGAUUAACCAUCAUGAAAUAUUACUACUUUUCCUCCCCCUCAUCACGUCAUGAUGAACUUUUGUCACUUUUUUGUCUGUAUCUAUGAACUUUUGUUUGUUUGUAAUUGUCUUUGAUUCAUAGAAAUCUGAAUAUCACUUGACGGAACCUGUCUAUUUUUCUGCUGUGAGCAUGAAUCCUAACAAAGUUUUACCACUUAAGUUUCAGUUUUGAUGACUGGUCUGGAGAUGUCGUCAAGUUCUGUGGGAGUCUGUUCUGUGCAGCAGCAAAUGAGGAGGAACAACUGGAGCUGUUAUUGUCAGUGUGCAGAUAUGAGACAUUCCCCUUUCAUUGCAUGAGGGAUACAGACCAAUGUAGUUUCCUGCUGGAUCUGUACUCCUACAUUGUGACCUAUGAGAAGAAAACAGGCUUGAGUGUCCUCCCUUCAGUUCAGUCUGUUUUCCAGUCAACUCCUUCAGUGUGGUCCAUAGACCUCUCAAAGACAAAGACCUCCAUCCUCCUGAAAGUUCUGAAACUCCAAACUGAGGAGAAACAUGUGAAGCUGCAUGGCUGUUUAGAAGAAGAAGAUGAAGUGAAGAGUUUCCUCCAGUGUCUGCCCUAUAUCUCACAGCUCAGGUAAAUAAAUCUACUUCCUUAUAUUUUCUUUUGUAAAGAUGAUUAUCAGUCUGAAGCAGCUUGUUGUGAUCCAGUUUAUCCAUCUUUGUGAUAAACAUUUGAUCAAAUAUCUAAGAGAAGUUUUUUCAGCCAGCUUACAAACUGCUGCAGAGGUUUGAAUAAAUGUUGACUCCAUGAAACAACCAAGAUAAUUAGUCACUUUGAAUGAAUCUGCAUAAAUGAAAGAACCAACAGAUCCUAACCAUCAACCAAGAUCAAUGACUGUUAUUGAUGAAUGAUUUAAAAAUCUGUCUUUAAUUAGUUGAAACUUGAGUCAGUUAAUAAACCGAAGCUUGAACUUGAUGAAGUUGAGUUAGUUGAAUAAAAUGUAGAAAGAUCAAAGUUGAACUCCAGUCCUCAUGGUGUGAGAUGAUUGAUUCUUUGGUUGUUUGGUGAAGAUUUGCUUCUGGUCAUUCUGCUGGUUGGUGAACUCUAUCCCAGUAAAUCAAACAGUCUCUCUUUCUCUCUUUUUUUAACUCUGUAUCAUUAAGAUGUAUUUGUGUUUCUAGAAAAAUAGUAAAACUAAUAAUUAUAAUAAUAAUAGUAAUAAUAAUAAUAAUAGCUAUAUCGUGGGUCUUUCAAAAUCAGUUUUUUUAUAUUCUUUGAUAUAUUUUUUCUAGUGCUCCUACAUCUUCUGUUUUCACCCUUUUUCUGAAUUGUCCUUUUUCAGCUGUGGUCCAGAGUUUUUCCAGAGCGUCUGUACAUCUGUCUCAGUCAGAUCCAAACAGGAGGCUGAGCAGGUGGCUUUCCUGCUGCAGCUGCUUGGGUUUAACCUUCAGUUAAAAGGAAAGUUGCUCAGUCAAACAUGCCGGUCUGUAGAACAAGUUCUUGAUCUUUGUGGUCCUAGUGUGGAUCUCAUCCUCACACUCCAAAAAAUAUCAGCUAGAGGCGCCUUACUUUUAUUCAGAAAAACAAGAAAACUACGCAGUCUGAGGUUUGUAUCAAACACUUACUGUCUUUUUCUUCAAACAAAACCAUAUUGAAUUUCCCCUCAGAGAUAAAUAAAGUUCUUCUUUAUUUAGAAAAGUUCUUCUCUUGUCUUCAUCCACCCUAAAUAUCUUUAUCAAACCUCAGACUUUCUCUCCAUGUGUUUAAUUUUCAGACUUUCCACUGACAUGGCCUUGACUCUUUCUCGGUGGGUGAAAAGAGGGAGAGUGGCCCCCCUGUCUGUUACUGAUGAGCUCUCUCUUGUCUCGGAGACAAUCCAACGUUCAGAGAGAGUAUGGCUGAAGGUUGUCAGUAGUUUGGCAUACCUGCUGAGACACUGGACAGUCAGACAGUUAGACCUGACCGAGUCCACGAUCCCUGCUCAGGCUCUGAUUCCACUACUGCUUCAUAACAGCCCUCUGACAAUCAAGUACGUGUUUUCCUGUAUCUCUGAAUCACUUAUUGGUGUGAUAAGAAAUAUGUAAUUGACUUUUUUAAGAUAUGACCACAUUUUUUCUUUCAACAGACUGAAUGAGAAGACUUUUGAGCUGCUACUUAACAUCCUCAAUGAAACUCAGGAUGAGAAUUUGACCAGGUCUUUCUUAAGUAAGAUCAAUGGAGACCUGACCCCCUUUUCUCUGAACUGGGAGCUUCUGCAUUUUCUUUUGCAGCAGUCUUCACCUCAGAUUUUGACUGUGAACAUGAGGGAAAACAGCUUCCCAGAGAGGAGCUUCGCAUAUCUGCUUCCUGAUCUGGACAGGGUUGUAUUUGAAAGGUUGGUUUGUUUACCUUGAUUAAAAGUUCAUUCUUAUCAUUAACCUCUGGUUUUGUGUGGCUUGUCUUCUCCAACAGUUCUUUUAAAACUUUAUAUUUAUUAAUUUGAAUCUAUUACAAAAUACAAAUAAAGAAACGAGCACAGACCAACAAUGAAAAAAAAUUCUGUUCAGAACAGGAAAAACAGAUUAAGGCGAUGGGUCACAUUGGUUUCUGAGGUACAGUUAAAGAGUCCAUAUCCUUGUCAGGGGAAUUGCUCUCUUCAUUGUUUCGUCAUCUGCUGCCAGGAUGGUCUGUGGAGAACUUGUGUUCAGUAGUCUGAUUUCAAUGCGCUAUCUUUCCUGAGGUGGUUAAUGUGAACCAUUUGUGAUUUAAAAGUUGGCGUUUGAAGGGGGAGCAAAGACUUAAUCAGAGUAAUUACCUUUCUUUGUAGACUAAGGGUCAUAUACAUGACAUGGUUUGUCUCUACACACAAAAGUUAUAAGCCUUUACUUCUUCUGGCUUUGUGCAUGAGUGCAUUUAAAGUUUGAAUCCUUUGAAUUGUUCCAUAAAUGAAACUCCUGCUAAUAUACUUUCAGGCCCUCUUCCAGCUUUGUGCUGACUGUCAUCAGAGAGAUCUACAAAGCUCGAGCCAGUUCCAUUAUACCCGGUUUACUGAGGUCAUGUGAUGAUGUGAUCAACUUGACCUGCAAACAGUUGAACUCGGAGGACUGUGCUGCUCUACUCUACACCCUCGAACACAGUGAUGGAGUUAAGCUGAACCUCCUGCGGACUCUCAUACCACCAGGGGAAAUCAACUUGAUCCUCUCUGUGCUGAACAAAGUUUCUCAUCUCAGGUCAGACAUUAAUGCAGAUAUGCAUCUAUUUUUUUUGUCAACAAUGUGUUAAUGAAUAAAUUCUCCCACAGUGUUGACAGGAAGCUGCUGCUGGAAAUUUUGCACAGCUGUGCUGCCUCUGAUGCUGUGGAGGAGAAAGCCGUCAGUCUGCUGAGAGCUCUGCAGCACAGGUUGGAUCUGUCAUGCUCCUCUUGUGUGGAGAUGUCAGAGGAGGGUCAGAGUGAGACUUUCUGUCUGACUGUUGCAGACUGUCGGGUCAUCUCCACCGUCCUGAGGUACAGCAGCCAGGACACAGAACUCAAUCUGCAGGACUGUGUGGUGGAGUCCAGUGGACUGGACCUGCUGUCAUCUGUCCUAAACAGAGUCAAGCUCAGGUGGGGAACCAAAAAAUAACCAAGACCAUGGCUUUAGCUGAAACAGCUUUUUUGACCCAUUUUCACACUCUUAACACCCUGUUCUUUGCUUUUUUUUCUCCUGCAUAGAGCAAGCAAAGUUGUUGUCCUCCAGCUGAUGUCAAUGUUGGACGAUGAGUUUGACGGGUGGAGUCGGGCUGAGUCCCUUCAUAGAGCCCUGGGUGGAGAGCUGAAUUUCAGUCACACUAAACUGGACCAGAAGGCGUGUGAAAGUUUGGCCCUGAUGCUGGACUUUGUUGAGGAGGUGACGGAGCUCGACCUUAGUCACUGCCGGCUAACUGACCAGCUGCUGUGCACACUCAUCAAGUCUCUGCACAAAGUGAAAGUCCUUGAGUGAGUUCAUUAAAGAAACAAUUAUGUAACUCAGUGUCAGCUAGAGCAGGAGUGGGUGAGUGAGGCAAUAAUGUAGAAAUACAAUACAAGGAUUAAUCAUGAAAACAGACAUCUUAUCAUGGUCUUUAUCAUCUUUGGAGAAAUCAGUGAAUAAGAGGCGAGACAAUUUUAGGGUCAAAUGUUUAUGAAUUCUGUCGAAACACUGACCUCUGAUCGGUGCCAACUCUGAUGACCAACAAAGAUGAAGACAGCACAUGCACCUGCAGAAUCCUCCAUCAUGAAAUGUCUGUUCCAAGAUUAUAAAAUAUUUAUCAAGAAAAAAUAAGAUGUGAGGACCCACAUACAGGAGAAAAUGUCCUCAAUCAUUGAUUGGCAUUGACACAAGUUUAAGGUGCAAAUAACUGAGCUGUGUUCACUUGACAGUUCAUCAAGCCGCAGAGUCAGUAGACUUUAAUAACAAUCAUAAUGAUAAUGAUAAACAUCUGUUAAAAAUAGGAGGCUGGUAAAGUGAAGUGUUUAUCAGACUGAAGGAAAGAAGCCAACCUUCUGUGUAAGUUGUUUUUGUUAUAUUUACUUAAGAGGUCAGUUUGUCAGAGUAGGUCUUAGCGAUUACACUUGAACUUGAUCCAUGAUUGUUUUGUGCUUGUGAAAAACCAACAUCACUUACACCAGCAGCAGACUGAAAUGAUGUUUCACUUCUUUGUUUGUGUGUUUUUCACAGUCUGAGUCACAAUAGGAUCACUGGUGCAUCAACAUCCAUGUUGCUCGAACUGAUCUCCAACGACUCCUGUACUGAGACAGUGCGGUGAGCAUGGAUACAUUUUCCUUUAUGCAGACAUUUAAAGUAGGGCUGCACAAUAUACUGUUUGAGCAUCGUCAUCGUGAUGUACGUGUGCGUGAUAGUCACAUACAGAGCCUGUCGGAGGCAAAUGAACUCAUCAAAUUUCAAGGGUAGCUGACUGAGAUACGCUACAUGUGACUCUGUAUGUGCUGUGCAGCGAUCCACCAAUCACAUUCGUUCUUUAUUCAGUUGCCAAUCAGGCUACCCUGCCAGCUGUCAAUCAAAAUCAGAGAAAACGCAGAAAAUCAAACGCAUGUCUGCUGAGAAUUACUUUUGGAAGAUUACUCAUCACUGAUUAGCUCCACAAGUAAGAAUUGUAUGGGUUUUAAGUUGUACAUUUCUGUGGACCACUCCACUAUAAGUGGUGCGCAUUUCUGCGAGGUGCAUGCACUCCUCGGUGGACAUGUGUUUCUCGUCACAACACAGGUAACAACAAUGACUGCAAAAUGAGAAACAAAACAAGAGAAAACCACUGAGCAUGAAUACUUGUUGGUAAAAUGAGGAGGAAAGUCACUUACCGCAGAAGAUGAAUACUUGUUGGCAAAAAGAAAAGCAGAGUUACUUAUCAUCAAUUAUUUCGGUUACAAGAAGGAUGACGUCACCAAGCACCUGUUCUGUCAGCAGUGCCUUUCAUUCGUUGCCACAAGGAGAGCUAACAAGUCCUAGCACAAUAAAAUCAAGCUAAAAAUAUCUCUGAGAAAGACAGAAGUCAUUCUACUAACAUUCACUAAAAGAGGUAAGAUCAGUGCCGGUGAACUGUCCUCAAGAUUUCAGGAGUGGAGCAUAACAGAAAGUGCUGUUCAGGUCAUCUGGUGAAAAUUCCUCUGUUUUUUUCCAAUAUCAAGCAGCCUUAAUUUAAAGUGAUUUUCCGGCAGAUCAACCACUUAACAUUACAGCAUACUAAAUUUACAGUGGAUCUAGUUAUUCUGGCUGAAUGAGUGAUGUCUGCUCUCCCGGUCUUGUUUUUAUAUUUCUAGACUCUUGGGGAACACCAUUGUGGAUCAAACACCUUUUAAGGAGAACAAGCACUUUGCAAUCUGCUGAACUGGAUGUCCCUGUGGUGGUAAUGUGAUGCUCAGAGGAAAAAUGUUCGAUAAUCUCUGAAUCAUCUGUUGUUGAUGUACAUCCAGAUACGAAGAGGUAUGGAGAAGCACUACCUCUUUUUGUUUUGUAUUUUUUAAUGGUGUAGAUGACAGAAUUUCCUGAUAGUUAAGCAGAAGUCACAAACUUAACAUCAGAAAGAUUGUUCUGUCAGAAAUAUGAAGAAAUUUUACUUGAAUGGUGAAUGUCUUUAAGGUGAGGUUGAUACCUUUCUAAAUUUUA